This is a messenger RNA of Acaromyces ingoldii, 1861 nucleotides long. Its product is annotated as alpha/beta-hydrolase. The transcript has a single exon. Bases 42 to 1646 code for a protein of 534 amino acids. Gene Ontology annotation, cellular component: membrane. Lineage: Eukaryota; Fungi; Basidiomycota; Exobasidiomycetes; Exobasidiales; Cryptobasidiaceae. The record is from RefSeq and is a predicted model, not a curated record. Gene Ontology annotation, molecular function: lipase activity.
CCCUCUAACUCCUUCUUUGAACAUUCUUCUCCGUCCUCGUCAUGCUUUCGAUCCUCACAUUCAUUCUCAGAGGAAUCUGGGAGGCUUACCUGGAGCCUCUCCUCACAUUCUUUGGACUUUACAAAGUCAACGACCUCUCCUAUGGUCGAAGCCGCAUUCCCUUUUCAGCCAUGGAAAAGCGAUUGCACGCCAACCCCGACGUUCAUGUCUGGUUUGGCAAGGUGAUGCUCGAGAACGGACAAGACUGGGUUUGGUACCAGGUCUGGGAGCCCAUGGAACCCACCUGCAGCCCUCGCCCCGACGUCCUCUUCGUUCAUGGAACUGGCGUCCAUUCAGGCACUUUCGCCAGUCACUCUCGCCGAUAUCUGGACGCGGGAUUCCGCCUCAUCGUUCCCGAUCUGCCUUCCCACGGCUACUCGUCUGGCUUGCACGUCUACCGUCGUAAGUUGAGAGAGUACACGGCAGGACUCCGAGCAGUUUUGCACGAUGUCGCAUCUCGUGACGACAAAAUCUAUGGCCUACGCUCGAAAGCUCAACGUCAACAGACCUUCCUUCUCGGUCUUUCCUUUGGCGGCACCGUCGCUCUCCACUACGGUCUUGACUACCCUCACUCGAUUCGCUCAGACCCGAAGGACCCCGAAGGGAUUCCGAUCGACGGCAUCUGUGUCGUUGGACCAAUCCUCGGCUACUCUCCCACAAACGUUACCUUCCCCCCGUACCUCGUCAAGAUUGCCAACUUCUGCGAAAGCUAUCUCGGCUUGUCUCGCUUCGAGGUGAUGGUUCCACACAAGAAGAGUCUUGACAAAGACCCAAAGGUGUACAAAAGUCUGAUCAACGAGGACAAGCGAAGUCAUCAGGGCGCCUUCCGCCUCGGCCACCUCAAGUGCAUCAACGAUGCUGUCUCGAGACUGCAGCAGGAGGCUGGCAACUUCAACCAUCCAGUCCUUAUUCAACAAGGCGGACAGGAUCGAGUAGCCUGUCCCAUCAAGUCGAUCCGAUGGGUCCGUAGCAUCAAUUCUUCGGACAAGCGCAUGGCCAUCUAUCCCGUCUGUCAGCAUGUCAUUUUCCGAAAAGCAAAGACCGAAGAAGAGGACCAGGCGGGCCGAGUUGCCUGCAUCGGAGACAGCGUCGAAUGGAUGGGUCACCGGGUUGACUGGCCUAGAUCGACUGAUCUGAUCACUUUCAACUCGCCCUUCGAUGCUCAAGGACGAUUCACGCCACCUCAAACCCCUUCCAGCUCAGUCUCAUCUUCCCUGGUUAGCAGCCGCAACACUUCGUACAGCUCUUCUGGUCACUCGACUCCUACAUCUCCGUAUGAACCCGACAUGACAGAGCUGACGCCCUCGCGCUUCCCCGGAACUCCACAAGAGCAAGAAGAUCAGGAUGCAUACAGUAGUGACGGUAAAUUGGACACAGAAACUCCCGCGUUUGGUCGCUUGCCGUUCCUGAUGCACCAAGAGGACAAGGAGGAGCCCCACCCCCUCCUUGCGUCACCGCACAAGACGACACUCCCAGCGCUGGCUCGACUUUGUCCCGAGAGAAGCUACAAGAUCCGAUGGGCAUUGGCCCCGAUCCUUCGCCCUUACGAUAUUCUAGUCUACAAGUCGGCAGCGGAUCUGGGAUCGGCGGGAUCAUUCUCCUCGUGAAUGCUCUCUCGAUCUCUCUCCUCUCGUUUCCCGCUAUCAACGUUUCUUGUCCCUGCAAGGCAAACUCUGCAUUAAUUCCCUCCGUUUCUCCCCUCAUUUGUCCCUUGUUCCGUCCCCGGCACCACCUGCAAGUUUUCAUCCUUCACUCUCGCUUCAGUCUCCUCGAGAUCCUUCACUUUCAUUUCUUUCACACCGUGUCACCGUACAUAAAAGGU